GAUGCACAGUAUGAUCAACUUUAGUUCACAGAAUCAGUAGGCAGUGUCGGGUGAUUUGAAGGAGUCAAGUCAGUGCGACGCUGAUGAGACUCCAUCGGUGUCCAACUCGAGAGGCUUUGGGUCGUGUUCGGUACACUACAAAUGAAUAGAUUGCCACCAUCGAUAGCUCCACACAGGCAUCUCGGAGACGACAAUGAAGGCCACCGGAGGGGCAUGGGAACCGUUCCCUUCACGUGAGCUACCAAAUCAUACCAAUUGGCCGACUAAAAUUUGAAGAAACGGACACGGCUUCCAUUCGUCUCGAGUGCUCUGCUGUUCUUCGGAGUCUCUCUCUCUCUCUCUCUCUCUCUCCGCCAUGAGGGUUUACAUCCAUCUCUGAGACUAGCUGAGACUCACUUCCACUGAUUCCAGUGACUGCUCACAUUCGCAGCCGCCAUACUCAUGGUUUGCCUCACGAGACCUUCCUUUACGUCAAUCUUCCACAGAACCACCCCCUGUCUACCAUCUCUCCACCGCCGCCACCACCACCAGCUUCCCAUCCUCAGUUCCAACCAGGAACCAAGAAGAAGAGCUGCUCGCUUUGACAGGAAAGCCCAUGCCAUAAGACCCCUGGCGAGCCCCGCACUCGGGUCUUCUUCGCUCGCCAAGGAGGGUACAGGCGGCAACGGCACUGAUGCUGGAAGGCAGGUGUUGGCCUUGUGUGGGUUCGGGUACUGGGUGCAGGGUUUCAGGUGCUUCCCAUGGCUGGCCCUCAACUUCCACCUGGUUCAUGCCCUCAACCUUAGCCCUGCCACACUUCAGCUGGUUCAGAACACCGCCAACCUCCCCAUGGUGGCCAAGCCUCUCUUGGGUGUCAUCUCUGAUGCCGUCUACAUCGGGGACGCUCACAGGCUCCCGUAUAUGUCCAUUGGAGUCAUAUUGCAGCUUGUGUCAUGGGGAACACUGGCAUCGAUCCCUGUCACAGGAGAAACAUUUCCAACCCAAGUCACAUGCAUUCUACUGAGCAAUCUCGGGGCAUCCUUCGCGGAAGUUGCUACAGAUGCUCUGGUUGCUGAAAUCAGUAGAACACGGAGAGCAGGUGAACUCCAGUCUUACGCAUUCAUCGCUUUGGCAGCUGGAGCAAUGUUAGGCAAUUUGUCCGGUGGAUUCCUCUUGCUGAAAACCCAAGAGCCGCAGAUCCUGUUCGUCAUCUUUGCACUCCUCCUCUCUGCCCAGCUUGCGCUUUCCUUGACCACGAAAGAGACGUCCAUCUAUCUGCCCCAUAUCUCGAAUCAUCGCCUAAUCCCCAGCUCCCUAUCUGAAAACCUCAGCAAGCAGUUCUCCAAUCUCAUCACAGCGAUCAACGAGGAAAGCAUCUCCUAUCCUCUUUCGUGGAUCGUAGCUUCGGUUGCCGUCGUUCCCAUUCUCUCAGGCUCCAUGUUUUGCUUCCAGACACAGUGCCUAAAGAUCGAUCCUGCCGUCAUCGGUCUGUCGAAAGUUAUCGGCCAGCUGGUGGUUCUCUCGGCGGCCUUCUUCUACGAGCGAUACUCGAAGAGAUUGCCGAUGAGGAGACUGAUAUGUGGAGCACAGAUCCUCUAUGCUCUUUCCCUGCUCUCCGACCUGAUAUUGGUGAAACAAGUCAACAUCAAGUUGGGCAUAUCGAAUGAAGCUUUUGUGCUGUGCUUGUCGGCGUUAGCGGAGGCCAUCGCGCAGUUUAAGAUGCUGCCCUUCUCGGUUAUGUUUUCGCGGCUAUGCCCGUCGGGUUGCGAAGGUUCUCUCUUAGCAUUCUUCGCUUCGGCGAUGUGCUUGUCGUCUAUACUGGGUGGAAUUUUUGGCGUCGGGCUUGCCUCCUUGAUUGGGGUGACCUCGGGGGAUUACUCGAGCAUGGCGACAGGAAUUCUGGUGCAGUUCGUGGCUGGUUUAGUUCCCCUUGGGUGGACAUCCUGCAUACCUAUCACGAGGAAUCUGGAGGAGAUGAGGAUGGCCAAAAGGAGAAGAAGAGCUUGAUAUAGUAGAUUGAAACUGUGAUUCUGCAUGCCUUUUGUCGUUUGACUUUUUCAGUAAUUAUUUAGGGAUAAUUGUUGAAU
Musa acuminata subsp. malaccensis (wild Malaysian banana) is the source of this 2066-nucleotide messenger RNA. The record is from RefSeq and is a predicted model, not a curated record. Lineage: Eukaryota; Viridiplantae; Streptophyta; Magnoliopsida; Zingiberales; Musaceae.